Doryrhamphus excisus (bluestripe pipefish) is the source of this 1552-nucleotide messenger RNA. RefSeq names its product activator of basal transcription 1 (gene abt1). Lineage: Eukaryota; Metazoa; Chordata; Actinopteri; Syngnathiformes; Syngnathidae. Gene Ontology annotation, cellular component: nucleolus. The record is from RefSeq and is a predicted model, not a curated record. Gene Ontology annotation, biological process: endonucleolytic cleavage in 5'-ETS of tricistronic rRNA transcript (SSU-rRNA, 5.8S rRNA, LSU-rRNA); endonucleolytic cleavage to generate mature 5'-end of SSU-rRNA from (SSU-rRNA, 5.8S rRNA, LSU-rRNA); small-subunit processome assembly. Gene Ontology annotation, molecular function: RNA binding.
AGUGAUACCAGGAAGUGCGUCUGCUCUGAACGGAAGUGUUUCGUCAGUAGUACGCGACGCUUGGACACGCCGUGGUGUGGUCUCACGACAAAAGGAGCGGAAGAUGCCGGUCCAGGAGGAAGAGGAUGACAGGAAGUCUACAUCUCAGGAGGAGGAGGUGGACACUAAGGUGACUAUUCAGGAGAAAGAAGAAGACAAGAAGAUGACUACUGAAGAGGAAGAAGAGGACACAACAAUUGUGGAUGAUGAAGAUAGUGUUCAAAUAAAGCGGACAAAGAGAACUCUCCAAGGGCCUAAGCCAACUUCCUCUUCAGCCAGGAAGUGUGUUCCAGGGAUUUUAUACAUUGGUCACAUUCCUCCGAGGUUUCGACCCAAACACCUGAGGAAUCUUAUGUCCGUAUACGGGGAGAUUGGACGCGUUUUCCUGCAACCUGAAGAUGGCGAGAUCAAAAAAAGGAAGAAGAAGUCAGGAUCGAGGAGGUGCGACUUCACCGAGGGCUGGAUCGAGUUUCGUGACAAACGCGUGGCCAAGCGAGUGGCGGCGUCGCUACACAACACUCCCAUGGCCACAAGGAAACGCCAGACGUUCAUCUCUGACCUCUGGUGCAUCAAGUACCUGCACAGGUUCCAGUGGACACACCUGAGCGAGCGUCUGGCCUACGAGCAGAUGGUGCUACAGCAGCGUCUCCGCACUGAAGUGUCGCAGGCCAAGAAAGAAACCAACUUCUACCUGGAUAGCGUGGACAAGAGCGCUCACAUGGACAAAAUGAAGAGGAAGAGGAAGAGUGACGCACAGCAGGUGGAAGAUCGCACGUGGGACUUCACGCAGCGCCAGACGGAAGAGGAGAUCCAAUCGAAGAAGAAGAAGAAGAAUACACAAAAAGACACCAUUAGCCAGAAGCAACAGGACAAGGAGCGCCUCCACCAGCAAAAGAGCCAGUCAAACGUCUCCUUGCUGGCAAAGAUUUUUAACUCCCAUCAGCCUUAGCGGCGGCCUAUUUCAUCACAAUAAUGACUCCUAUUUUACAGGCCUUUAUUGUGUAGAGUCUUAAUGGGGACCUAAUUUUUGCUAAUUUUUUGCCCUUUGUAAUGAGCUGUGGACUCCUACACACGUUUUAGUGCUUCCAGAAUCUGCACCUAUUCAUCUGCACUCAUAAGAAACACUUCCGGGUUGUGCCGCUAACUAUUUAGGAGUUAAUACUGAUAAUAAAUGCCGAUUUCGCUCACUGCCAGUGCAUAUAAAGUCUUCUGGUUUGUGCCGCCAACUUUACAGGUGUUGAUAAACGGCAAUUUAUCUUUUUAAAAUGUCCGCUUUUUGUUAGAUCCCGAAUCGGAUCCGGAAGUGGAGACUAUACAGUCCAAAGUUUCUCAAAAAAAGAGAUUACCUGUUCAAGAUUUGCAUGGUUUAACACGACAAUACAAUAUUGUAACUACAUUUAUAGGUCAGAAAAGUGGGGAAAAAGCAUAAUAUGGCCCCUUUAAAAACGGUCUUUAAGUCAUAUGACAUCAGAUCAUGUUGCUUGAAGGGAAACAGCUUGUGGAUCUAAAGAUA